AUGGAUGGUAUUAAUGAAAAAAAUAAUUCUACUUACUCUUUUUUUUAUCAAAAUUUAGCAGUAACAGGGUUUUACGAAGAAAAUGCUCUAUUUAUGACUGUAAAAGAAUUAUUUGAUAAUUCUAUUGAUGCUUUAUCUAAUAUAAAGGACGAGGAAGACAAAAAAAAAAAAAAAAAAAUUGAAAUAUUGAUAAAUGAAUAUAAUAAAAAUUUAUCAUUCUAUGAAAUAAUAUGUAGAGAUAAUGGGGAAGGCAUUCAGAUUAAAGAUUUGGAAAGUUUUGCUGAAAUGUUUUUAACAUCAAAAGAUAAACGUAAAACAUGUGGAAAAUUUGGAAUAGGUUUAAAAACAAUAUUAUUAUAUUCUUUUAAAACAGCAUAUGGAUUUUUACAUAUUAAAGUAAAAGUUGAAAAAAAUAAAAUUUGGGAAUUUAUGCUAGUAAUUGAUAAAAGUUUAAAUCACACAUUUGUACAAAAUUUCAAGGAAUAUAUUGAUGGAGAAUGGAAUUGGUCAGUAGAAAUAUCAGUUAUUUUAAAAAUUAAUAACAAAUUUAUUAAUGAUAAAAGAAUUUUUUUAUAUAUAAAAUUAGCACUUUUAUGGAAGAGAGAUAUUAAUGUUAAGUGCUGCUGUGAUUCUGAACAGUUUACAUAUUCUUGCGAUGAUCAUUUUGAGGAUGAUCAUUUAUUAAAUUUAAUAAUUGAUAAUGGUGUAUCUAUGAUAUUUCAAAAAAAACACUUAAGUUCUUAUAAUUUUAAUUUAAAUAUAUGUAUGGAUGUAAGAAAAUCAGAUAAAAUUCUUACAAAUACACCAAAUACCAAUAUAGGUAUUAUAUUUUUAAUACGAUAUGUAAAUUCUAUGCCUCUUUUCGGUUCUAAUACCGAUUGUUCUAUAACAAAUGAUUUCAAAAAUUUUCUAAAGUUAUAUGGUCCUCAAUUUGGAAUGGAACUUUUUUCUGUGAUGGAAAAUUCUAAUGAAAUUUAUUUAGAUGAAUUAAUUAAUUUAGAAUAUUUUAAGGAUCUAAAACAUAUAUGUGACACAUUUUACUUAAAGAAAUCAGAAAAGUCUACAUGGAAUUUAAUGAUUUUAGGAAUAGAUGUCAUAGGCAGUGAUAUAUCUUUUGCUAAUUUAAAAAAAAAUUGCAUAAAAGAGGGAGAAUAUUUAUCUAAUAUAAUUAAAAAGUGCUUAUUAAAUUCAUUUAACAAUAUAAAAACAAAACUACCGCAAGAAUUUGAAAGUUUAUCAGAUUAUCAACUAAGACAAGCAUUAGAUAUAUAUGGUACCCAAUUGGCUUCUUCUCUAAGUAAAAUAAUUUUAAAAGGAAGAAAAGAAUUUAAGAAUAAAGUAUUUUUUUUAUUGAAUGAGAAAAAAAAAGAAAAUUCUAAUGUAACCGAAAAAGAAAAAGAGGAUAGUUUAGAAAAAUACACAAUUCAUGCAAAUGAACAAGAUCUAAUGGAAGAGCUUUAUUGCUAUAUCAAAGAAAAAGUUUUAAGUGAUGAAAAAGGAAAUGAAUAUGUUAACACAAAAAAUGAUUUAUCUGAAAGGUCAAAUGCAUCGAACUAUGAAGAUGAAAAAGAUGAUGAAGAAUAUGAAGAAGAAUAUGGUGAUAAGAAUGAAAGUGAUGAUAAUGAAUAA
Messenger RNA from Plasmodium relictum, 1629 nucleotides. Its product is annotated as DNA topoisomerase VI, b subunit, putative. The record is from RefSeq and is a predicted model, not a curated record. Bases 1 to 1629 code for a protein of 542 amino acids. The transcript has 8 exons. Lineage: Eukaryota; Apicomplexa; Aconoidasida; Haemosporida; Plasmodiidae.